Eucalyptus grandis is the source of this 1739-nucleotide messenger RNA. RefSeq names its product anthocyanidin 5,3-O-glucosyltransferase. The transcript has 2 exons. The coding region runs from base 53 to 1474 and encodes 473 amino acids. The record is from RefSeq and is a predicted model, not a curated record. Gene Ontology annotation, molecular function: UDP-glycosyltransferase activity. NCBI's taxonomy places the organism in Eukaryota, Viridiplantae, Streptophyta, Magnoliopsida, Myrtales, Myrtaceae.
CCAUAUGCAGGCAUUACCCAAAUAGAGGUUGUAAGAUACGACAAAGGAAAACAUGGGGGAGACCAUAAUCCUCUAUCCGUCGCCGUUGAGGGGUCACAUCGUCUCCAUGCUCGAGCUUGGACGGCUCAUUCUCAAACGCCACCCUCGCUUCUCCGUCAUCGUCAUCCUCUCCUCCGCUUCUGCCGCCGCCCCCACCCCGGUCGCCAACUCCUCUUCCAUCACUGUGCUCCACCUUCCACCAUCCGCCGCCGCCCCAGCCGAGGGCAAUCAAACGCCCUUCGAUUUGGCCCACCGCGACACCUCCAACCUCCGCCUCACCCUUGCUGCCAUCGCUGCUGCCGCGGACCUCCGAGCCCUUAUCAUCGAUGUCUUCUCAGAUGCCGCCUUCCCUGUGGCGGCCGCCCUUGGCAUCCCAACCUACUACUACUUCACCUCGGGUGCUGCUGCCCUCGCCGUCUUCCUCCACUUUCCAACCCUCCACGGGAGCACCACCAAGAGCUUCAAGGACCUUGGAGACGAGACCGUGAACAUUCCUGGGUUGCCUCCAAUCAAGGCCUCGGACAUGCCGGGGGGCAUGCAUGACCGAAGCUGGAGAAUGUACGGCUACUUCUUGGAUGCUUGCAGGAACAUGAUCUCGUCGUCUGGCAUCAUUGUUAACACGUGCGAGUCGCUUGAGAGUCGGAUCAUCAGAGUCAUCAAAGAAGGAUUGUGCGUGCCAGACAAGCCGACUCCGCCUAUUUUUUCCGUUGGGCCUUUGGUUGAGUCAAAGGUUGACGGUGACGAGGGCGGUGGCGACACAAGAGAAAGAAGGCACGAGUGCUUGAGUUGGCUCGACUCGCAACCGAGCCGAAGCGUCGUGUUCUUGUGUUUUGGCAGCCAGGGAAGGUUCUCCGCUGCGCAGCUGAAGGAGAUGGCCUCAGGUUUGGAGAGAAGCGGGGUGAGAUUCUUGUGGGUGGUGCGGCCUCCGCCGCAGGAUGCGUCCGCAAAAUCAACACCGGGGUCAAACGAUGGCGACGACACGAGCAUAGAGAAGUUCAUGCCGGAGGGAUUUCUGGAGAGGACAAGAGAGAGGGGGAUGGUGGUGAAGUCGUGGGCACCGCAGACACAGGUGCUGAGCCACGGCUCGGUGGGUGGGUUCGUCACUCAUUGCGGCUGGAACUCGAUCAUCGAAGCAGUGCACGCCGGCGUGCCCAUGGUGGCCUGGCCUCUCUAUGCGGAGCAGAAGGUGAACAGGGCGUUUCUCGUGGAGGACGCCGCUCUGGCGUUCCCACUGAGCAUGUCGAACGAGGACGGGUUCGUGAGUGCGGACGAGUUAGCCAAGCGGGUCACCGAGCUGAUGGUGGGCGCGGGAGAAGGAAAAGUGGUCAGAGAGCGGGUCUUGGCCACAAGAGACGGCGUGGUGGAGGCCUUGAGCGACGGCGGAUCCUCUCAGGUUUCAUUGGCCGCGGUGGCGGCGCUAUGGAAACGAGGCUGAGACCCUAGCGCACUCGCUGUCAAUCGAUUAGCUGACCUCAAUAGGGAGGUGUCACAACGACCAAAUUAGAGUACUAUGUCAUAAGGGUGAGCAUCCGUGGAGGAUUACCCAUGGACUUGGAUCAGCCUGAUUCGGCUAAUCUUGAUCCGGUUUUGAGGGGAAUUAGGGCAUUUCUUAAUCCUGGGACCCAUGGAUCAUAUACUGUACGCAUUGAUUCGCAGUUUUGAUAUUUUAGAACUGAUCCAACCUGGAUCAAUCCUAUAUA